AUGAUAUGGGUGCAGUUUCUUAGAGAGAAAAAGUUCAAACAAAGUAUACCACAAGUGAAAGUAGAAGAUGGAGAAGAAAUAAGUUAUGAAAAGGCAUCAUCAAAUGCAAUGAGAAGAGGAGCACAUUUCCUAGCAGCCAUACAAGCAAGUGAUGGGCAUUGGCCAAGUGAAACAUCAGGCCCUCUAUUUUACAUCUGUCCUAUGCUAAUUUGCAUCUACAUUAUGGGUUGUAUGGAUAAAGUAUUCAGUCCCGAGCACAAGAAAGAAAUGUUGCGUUACAUUUAUAACCACCAGAAUGAAGAUGGAGGAUGGGCGUUACAUAUUGGUAGUCACAGUAGCAUGUUUUGCACUACCCUCAAUUAUAUCUCUUUACGUUUACUUGGUGAGGGACCUGAUUACGAGCCACUUGUCAUAGCCAGGAAUUGGAUCCGGCAACGCGGUGGUGUCACCUACAUACCUUCGUGGGGAAAGACCUGGCUCUCGAUAUUAAACGUGUUCGAUUGGUGUGGAAGCAAUCCAAUGCCUCCUGAAUGUUGGAUGUUGCCCAGUUGGAUCCCCAUACAUCCAUCAAAAAUGAUGUGCUACACUCGAGUCACCUACCUGCCUUUCUCUUACUUGUAUGGUAAAAGAUUUCAAGCACCAUUGACACCUCUUAUUUUACAAUUAAGAGAUGAACUUCACACCCAACCCUAUGAUCAAAUUGAUUGGAAGAAAGCUCGACACAUGUGUGCUAUGGAAGACCUCUACGUUAAACAUCCCUCUUUUUAUAACUUGCUUUGGGACACUCUUUACUUAGUCAAUGAACCACUCAUGAGCCAAUGGCCUUUUAACAAAUUGAUUCGACAAAGGGCCCUGGAUGAAAUUAUGAGACGUAUUCAUUAUGAGGAUGAAAAUAGUCGCUACAUCAGAUUUAGGUUUUUGCAAUGUCCCUCAAGGGAUCAUUUCGGAGCAGCAAAGCGAGUUAUGCGAUACAUUGCUGGAACUAUAGAAUAUGGUAUUUGGUACUCUAAAGUUUCUGAUUUCAAAUUAUGCAGGUUCACAGACAGUGAUUGGGCGAGCUCCUUGGAUGAUAAACGAAGUGUUUCAGCAGAAUAUGCUGCAGCAACUUCAGCAGCAUGUUAG
Molecule: messenger RNA, 1122 nt
Organism: Cucumis melo (muskmelon)
Lineage: Eukaryota; Viridiplantae; Streptophyta; Magnoliopsida; Cucurbitales; Cucurbitaceae
Product: isomultiflorenol synthase-like
Exons: 6
Coding region: 1-1122 (373 amino acids)
Biological process (GO): triterpenoid biosynthetic process
Cellular component (GO): lipid droplet
Molecular function (GO): beta-amyrin synthase activity
Source: RefSeq, a predicted model, not a curated record